CCGUGUUCCGUCGUACAAGUGAGAUUGCAGCGGAUCGGUCGCUCGCUCGCUCGCUUGCUCGGUUGUUUGCGCGCGUACGACUAUGUCGCGGUCGUCAUCUAACUGAGUCGUUUACACGAUAACCAUUGCACAAUACGACGUAUCGGAAGAAGAUUCCAAUUUGAAUGAACGCAAAUUUGCAAAGACACAACAUCUGCGUCAACUUUCAGAUGGUGGACGCAGACAGUUUGAUGUAAGCAGCCGUUCGCUCACCGUACUUCAUCUUUUUGUCUUCCGCGUUCUUUCUGGAGCGAUUAAAACGUCGAUUGAUGCAAGAAAACCGGAGCUUGCGGCCAGUGCAAACGCUCAAGGUUGGUUCUAAGCGUCUCUCCUGUCGAACUCGGCCCGGACCUUGGCGAGGACACCUCAUCAUUCGUCUUCCGCGGUAUACCUAAGGGAACGAUGCAGCGUUCAAUGACGUAAUCGACCCUUCGGUCAGCUUGCCGUGACCUCGUUCGAGUUGCUGGUCAUUUACUCGGUUCUUUGCGACUCUGAGUCGCCGGAAAAUCAAAGAACGAAACAGGACAUUAGACAAAUCAAACUCGGAAAAUUUGUCUUUUUUAAUGGAAAGAGAAAAGAAUCUUAGAAAAAUCUCGUAAAGAAAAGAAAACAUAACACAAGACAAAAAAUUAGAAAUAGUGUGAAAGCAUAACAUACUUAUACAACAAAGACAAGUCAUACACUUGACAGAACGCAGAACGAACAAUUGAAAAACGUAGGGGAUGAGUCGUUUGUCAGAUAUCUUGCUGAUAUCCAAAGGCGUCAGAAAAAAAGGAUAUCGGAAGAGGAACUCUGAAAGCGUGAUAGACUUGCAAGGAGCGAAACGUUGACAACAAAAAAAGUCCGAACAUUUUACGAGUCACUGGAACAUAUCGGCGAAAAAUUCUUUGCCGCUCUUCUUCUGCUGUAUCGCCUCGGAACUGAUUACCAAAAGAAAGUACAAAAAAAUAUCUUUUGAUUGGACAAAACUAUGAAAACGGGUGAAUAUAAGUCAAGACGAUCUUCACGAGGAUACGAGAUCAAAUCAUACAAGAACUCUUUUUGUCAAACAAAAGAAUCAAGAACAAUAAUCUGACAAUUCUCCUGAGAUCUGGUAAGUAGGAGAAGAUUGCGUUGAAUGUCCGUGUGGUGUGAAUAUCCGCCAACCAGGAAAGUUGUUUGCGAUCGUCGCAGUUGUCGUCGCGCGCGCGACGCCGGGCAUCUUUGGUCGUGGUCGCGAGCUUGCUAUCAUCACGAGGAUCAUCUCGUCGUUGCCUUCCCCACUUGCGGCGGCCACAUGACUUGACGAUCGCCCCUUUCUCCUCCCGCUGCUGCUCCUCCUCGUUUGACCGAAGGCGGCGGCGGCGGUGAUGAUAACGACGUCGAUUUGGACAAUAGCGCGACAAGAAAUCAACGGCUAACAACGCGAAGCAACGGCGAAUUCGGCACUUAAAACGAAUGACACGCACCACCGGUGAUUCAAGUCAAGUUGGCGGCAGUCAUCGGUCCGCAGGUGCGAGACGCGUGUGAGUGUGAAUGUGUGUGUUUGUGUAUAUCAAGCAUUUUCCUGGAUUAUCAUCGUGUUUGUUUGUUUCAUACGUGCGCAUAAUUAGUAAAGGAGAUAAAACUGAUUUCACACACAGGAGAAAAUUCUGGCGCAGCAGGAUUGAGAGAAGAAUUAAAGAAUAGAAAAUUUCAGAAUACAGGAGAGCGCAAAGAUUUCUAUCGAUAGGCUAUAAAUUCUGUUUUUUGAGCAAUUAUAGUAUAUUCGUCGCGACGACAUAACAUAGUGUUACUUGUGGUAACGUGGUGUUACCGUUUUGUCACUGCUUAUCUGGCAAGCGGUAGAAACAGUGGCGACGGUGGCGGUGGUGUUAGUGUGGUGGAUAUAUAUAUAUAUAUAAAUACAUACAUAUAUAUAUAUAUAUAUACACACACACACACACAUAUAUAUAGUGGUGGAUGAUAGCGAUAUCCUGCGCGGACGAAACUGGAGCAGCCGGUGGCGAUUGUCGUCGUCGUCGCAGCGGAGGAGCUAUCAUGUGCACGCGGCGAAUUCUCGGACUAGCGGUCGUGGCCCUGCUGACUUUUGGCGGUCGAGCGCGCGCGUACACUAACCAGUGGGCGGCACACAUCGAGGGAGGAGAGAAGGUAGCCAAGCAGGUCGCCGAGGACUACGGCUUUCGCUAUUUGGGCAAGAUAAACAAUGAUUGGUUCCACAUGGAGCAUCGAUCCGUGGAGAAGAGGUCAACGGAGCCGCAUCUCCAAAUGCACCAGAGACUAAUGAAAGACUUCAGAGUACGUCGAGCGGAGCAACAGCGGGCGAAAUCGCGAACCAAAAGGGAUCUUAUAAUCAAACGUCCGUCCAAUACACCAAUCAUGUUGAACGACGACAGGUGGCCUCAGAUGUGGUAUUUGAACAGGGGAAAAGGAUUAGACAUGAAUGUGCAAGGCGCUUGGGCCGAGGGAAUUACUGGAAAUGGCGUCGUAGUCACAAUUCUCGAUGAUGGAUUGGAGAAGGAUCAUCCUGAUCUUUUAAAAAAUUAUGAUCCGCAAGCGAGUUACGACGUUAACAGUCACGACGAAGAUCCGAUGCCGAGGUACGAUAUGGUAGAUAGCAAUCGCCACGGCACUAGAUGCGCCGGUGAGGUAGCAGCCACUGCCAACAAUUCUUUGUGCUCUGUAGGCGUUGCUUUUGGAGCUGGCGUGGGUGGUGUUCGAAUGCUAGAUGGCGAUGUAACGGAUGCUGUCGAAGCGAGAUCUUUGAGUCUGAAUCCUCAACACAUCGACAUUUAUAGUGCCUCGUGGGGGCCUGAUGAUGACGGAAAAACUGUAGACGGACCUGGUGAAUUGGCUACUAGAGCUUUCAUUGAAGGAAUCACAAAAGGUCGCAAUGGCAAAGGCUCGAUUUUCGUUUGGGCAUCCGGGAACGGAGGUCGGGAUCACGACAACUGCAAUUGCGACGGCUACACCAAUAGCAUCUGGACCUUGUCGAUCAGCAGCGCGACUGAGAACGGUUACGUACCUUGGUACAGCGAGGCGUGUUCGUCUACUCUCGCUACCACUUACAGUUCAGGCUCUACCGGUGAGAAACAAGUCGUCACUACGGAUCUGCAUCAUCAUUGCACGAGUAGUCACACUGGUACAUCCGCUUCGGCACCUUUAGCGGCUGGUAUUUGUGCUCUCGCCUUAGAGGCGAACAAAGAUCUGACCUGGAGGGACAUGCAACACAUUGUGGUCAGAACCGCCAAGCCUGCGAAUUUGCAAGCUUCCGAUUGGGUGGUCAACGGAGUUGGUAGAAACGUAAGCCAUAGUUUUGGUUAUGGCUUAAUGGACGCCACUGCCAUGGUACGUUUAGCAAGAAGAUGGAGAACUGUUCCGGAACAACACAAGUGCGAAGUAUCAGCGCCGCAUACAGGCAGACAAAUACCGCCGAAGAGCCAAUUGGUUCUCGACUUACAUGUUAAGGAGUGCAGCGGCGUUAAUUUUCUCGAGCAUGUUCAGGCAAAGGUAUCGCUGAUGGCAGCAAGACGAGGAGAUCUUCAGAUACAGCUAACGUCUCCUCAAGGCACCAAGAGCACUCUUCUCGCUAAGAGGCCGCACGAUGUCUCGAAGGCUGGUUUCACUCAAUGGCCAUUUAUGUCAGUGCACACAUGGGGAGAACGACCGCAUGGCAUUUGGAAGUUAGAAAUCCACAAUGAGGGUCGGUACUUCGGACGCGCGACACUGCAUGAAUGGGCGUUGAUCUUCUACGGCACAGCGACACUUCCCGACAGAACAGAAUACGCUCUCUACAACCCGGCCGGUAUAAGUAUGCCCAGACGACCGUUUGUGAAGCCGCGCGAGACUUACUCAAAGAGCCAGAACACUCUGACGAAAGGCAACAAACAGGCACAGCAUAAAUCCGACAAGUCCGGCAAUCUGAAUCCUCUUUAUGUAACGAACGCACAGAGUCAGUCGCAGAGGAAGGGCAAAGUCCGCGGACAGCACAAAAACGGUAAAUCGGCCAAUAAACCGAGUCCGAAGCCCACUGCUCAGACUCUCCGGGGUCUCACAGGAAUCAAUAAAGGAGCCAAUAGCGUAGCCGGAGAGAUGCGCUUGAUCACAUCAAGACCACGCGGCAGAAGUACACCCAGUCCGAUCACAUCGACCCAAGUGAUUACGACAAAGACGCAGAUUGCAGUGACGACCAGACACAGGAUCGUCGACCUGAUAACUGCUUCGCCUCUGCAGAGAGGACUGAUCUUGUUGGAACCACCGGCGAAGGCGGCCACCAACAAAGUGCCAGCGGUAUUUCAACAGUAUCCCAAGAUCCAGCAACUUUAUCCGGUUUAUGGAGGAGUUCGUGGCAUCGGUCAGCAGCACGCCACCAGAGCCAAAGGACACGACCUGCUGCAAGACGAGCAAUUUGACCCGAGAAACUUGCAGCUUGACAAGGCUACACUGGAGGAAUGGAAGAUGGUGUUUUUCGGCACGGAAACCUCGGUAGAAGUGAACGACGAGUUGGACAAGGACAAGCUGACACCGCCGGUGAUGCAUCAUGAGGUGAGCCAGAACCACGCGCCUUCUGACAUUCGACACAACGCCGUGGACACCGAGGGCGAUCCAUGGACGGGUAGUCAGCAGGUCGAGCGAGUAUCUCAUCCAGAAGUGCAGAGGCCAACCACAGAGAACCAGACGAGCGGCUGCGCCGUAUUCAACGCUUCUGGCGGGUGCCUAGCCUGCAAAUUGGGUUGGUAUCACAACAACAGUGGCUGCUUGCAACAAUGUCCAUCCGGAACUUACGCGGUUCAGCGAGGCAACAAAUCCAGCGAAUUCUGCAUUCCAUGUCACUACUCCUGCUUAUCCUGCAAAGGACCCACCGACGCGGAUUGUGUCAGUUGCCACACGGACUCUAUACUCACAUUCAGCAAUGGAGAUGCUUUUUGUAUACUGAGCAACCUAUCUUGGAAGAUGCAGUCCACAACAUGGUACUACAGGAUGACGAUGGCGUUUUUAAUCAACUUGAGUCUGAUAAUCCUCGUUAUUGUUUGUCUUAUGUUCUCCUGGUACAUUCGCAGACUCAAAUGCACUCACAAGUACAGCAAAGUGUCUUACGGCAACGGCGAGACUCAUGCAGAAACAGAACAGGAGAACAACACUUGUGUCUCCGACAGUGAGUGAACGUAAUGAACACUAUAGAGUUCUAACGUUUUAAAGACGUUCUAGCUGUAUAUUUUGAGAACUUUCUUCGAAGAGAUUCAAAAUUUGAUGAUCGUCUUAAUGUUAUUUUAAAUCAACAAAUCAGAGUCCAAAAAUGAAAAUGUCUAGUGACUUUUUGUGAAGAAUUUAAUAAUUUUUAUGUGUUUUUUUAUGUGUUUCUUAUAUACAUAUUGUGUAAAGUUUAUUUACUAUUUUGUGCAUCAAAAUUAUGCUACUGUCAAGUUUAGGCGUUACGUUGUAGUUCUGUGCAUAAAUAUAUCUUCAUAGCAGUAAUUUGUGGACGUAAUAGCGUUAACAGUACCGAUAGUUUCCUUUAAGAUGAAGUAAUCGGUUUGUUGCGACGCUGAUAUAUUGUAGCACUAGUUUGUGACAUACCGUUCGUGAUGUACCGUUUAUCGAUUACUAGUGAACCAACACGUGAAAUAAUGUCUUUUAAGGCAGUGACCGAUUUCGUACGAUUCAAUGAGUCUUAAAUACGUGUGCACAAACAUGAACAUCUAUUGCGCAAUUACAAGUGAGAGUAGAAUAGCUUUAUACCGACGCUCAACCACAGUCGCAAAUAAACGGUAACUUAUGUAUGUAUUAACUUUUUAGCUACGGAUUUUGUAUAAGUAUAUACGUCGUCACAAAAAUUUUUUGGAAAAUUCGUGAUUUUACAUAUCUAAAAGAUUAAAAGAUUCAGUCGGAAAAGACUUCGAUCGAUUGAAUAAAAAAUUUUUCAGUUGUCGAAAAUAGAUUAAAACAAACUACGCAAUAUUUCUAGAUACUCACGCUUUAACUUAAAGCAUUAAUAUUUUAUUUAUUAGACAUUUGAGUUCCUAAUGUGACGAUGUGAAAUUAUAGAGACAUUAUAAUACAUAUAUAUACAUAUAUGUAUAUAUAUGUAUAUAUAUGCUCAAUAUACAUCGGCAUCCGAAAUGAAGAGAAAAAAACAAUUAAUAAGAAUAUUAGAUAAUCACAAAUUGAAAAUAGUGCAUAAUUUUUUAUUUAUACGAACUAACAGUACACAGUAUUUUUUAAGAGCAAUUUACCUCAGUAAUGUGAUAUAUAAAUAUAGUACAUAGUAAUUGAUAUUAUAAAUCUUAGCUACUAUGCACCCAUAAUUGUUACCGAUAAUUACUGAAAUUCAAUAAAUAAAAUGUACAUAUUGUUCUUGUUAACGUUACAAGUUUAAUAAAGCAAUG
This is a messenger RNA of Pseudomyrmex gracilis, 6404 nucleotides long. Its product is annotated as furin-like protease 1. The transcript has 13 exons. The coding region runs from base 1981 to 5181 and encodes 1066 amino acids. Gene Ontology annotation, cellular component: trans-Golgi network; Golgi membrane. The record is from RefSeq and is a predicted model, not a curated record. Gene Ontology annotation, biological process: peptide hormone processing. Gene Ontology annotation, molecular function: serine-type endopeptidase activity. Lineage: Eukaryota; Metazoa; Arthropoda; Insecta; Hymenoptera; Formicidae.